This is a messenger RNA of Haemonchus placei, 1116 nucleotides long. The record is from the annotation of a GenBank genome assembly. Lineage: Eukaryota; Metazoa; Nematoda; Chromadorea; Rhabditida; Trichostrongylidae.
AUGAUUAGCCGAAUAUGGCCGAGUGCAUAUUCUGGACUGCCUGGCUUGAUUGGCAGCACCCCGUUUGUAGUUCAAUGGGCGGCAGUUCAUCAUCAUAUGGAGCGAAAGGAUUUAGCUAGAUUUCUAGGAAUUCAACGAUCUAACAAGGCUCGAGCCAAUCGAAACACUCACAUCAACGAGAAAAUGUUUAGAAAGAUGCGUGCACGGAAAACAGUUAUCAUCGAAUUACCGGAUGAUGAAGAACAGCGUCGUCGUGAAAAUUUGACACCAUCGCAAUUACGAGUGGAACUUUUGCGAAAAGGAAUUAAUCCGUAUAAAGAAGUCCAACCACGUGCAUGGCAAGAAUCGCAAACCACAUUGCAGUCCUUCUAUGCUGUAAUUGAUCCGUUCGUCACUCCCGAGGAGACGUUACCAUACAUAACUGGGAGCGUCGAUGGCUUGAAGUUGAAAGGCGAAGAACUGAAGCAACGAGCCCUGCAUAGAUAUCAUAAUUGGCGAAACGGCGUCAGUAGAAUACGAAAAAAGGAAGGCUUCGAAAAGUUCGAUCCUAAGACUUUUGGCCCAACUGCCGAUCUCAUUUAUGAGGAAGCGCAUCGUGCUUUAAUGAAAAGGGACAAAACUGCUUUACACAAGUCUAUAACUGAGCAUGCUUUCAAAAAAAUGUGGCCGGAUGUCGAAAACGGUUCUAUUCAAUGGGAACUUGUGGAGCGACUAACACCUAGCACUGUAGUGUCUGUUCGAUGUGGAGACAACCCUUACAAAUCAGGCAAUGACAUUGCUCAAGUAACCGUGCGAAUGCAUACCAAACAGAAACUUGCUGUAUACGAUCGUUUCGGGCAUUUGCUGCUUGGUUCAGAAACAGAACCACGGGAAGUAGUGGAAUAUGUAGUUUUCGAAAACCACAUCGCAGUUUUGGAUGGGAUGUGGCGCCUUCAUGACAAGGUCUAUCCGAAAUGGGUGAAACCAAAGCAAGGACCACUAAUUACCCAUGCUAUUACCGAUGAAAGUGGAACCGACCGGCCAUCCCAAUCGAGGAAUCUUCCUUUGCGUGCUCAAGAGCUGGAUGAGCAGCGCAAAAAGGACGAAGCGGAGGGCAAGACAGGCGAUGAAGCUUGA